AUGGAAUACCAGAUAUUGAAUACAUCUACCUGUCUGCUGGUCCUUCUGUUUUUCAUACCCACUGUUUUGGGUGUCUGUCCUUCUAACUGUACAUGCUCAGGAAACGACAGGAAUGUGGACUGUUCAGGCAGAAACUUAACUAUACUGCCACAUGGACUUCAAGACAACAUUACGUAUUUAAAUCUGUCCUUUAACCAGUUUGUAGAUCUCGAUCAUCAGCUAACGAGAUUCACCAACUUGAGGACCCUUGAUAUUUCGAAUAAUUGGCUCAAGAAUGUUCCUGCUCAUCUGCCCAAGUCCUUAUGGGAAUUAUAUGCCACAAACAACAACAUUAAAGUUCUUCAGAAACUUGAUACAGCUUACCAGUGGAAUCUUAAAGUGCUCGAUGUUUCCAGGAACAUGGUGGAAAGAGCUGUUCUGAUCAACAACACACUGAGCAGUCUCAAGUUUCUCAAUCUCAGUAGCAACAAACUUUGGACAGUUCCAACCAAUAUGCCCUACAACAUAGAGACGGUGGAUCUAUCCAAUAACUUCUUGUCCCAGAUACUUCCAGGAACACUGGUGAGACUACAACACCUUACAAGCCUCUACCUGCACAACAACAAGUUCACAUACAUUCCUGACAAAGCUUUUGACCAGCUCUUUCAGCUGCAAGCAGUAACGCUAUACAACAACCCGUGGUCCUGCAGCGACAAACAAAAUAUCCCUUAUUUGCUUAAAUGGGUGCAGGGAACAGCUGCCAGUGUUAUAGGGGCUCCCUGUGCUAAUCAAUCUGUGCUUUGGAUGAAUGCCACACCAACUUCAGCGGCUCCCACAGCUAUAGACUCCAGCCUCAUGAUUAAAGGAAUGAAGGCAGCAGACAAAGCUACUUCUCCAGUGACAACUGAACCAACCAAAAUGACAAAAAUGCAUAAACAAUUAAAAGCUAAGGAAGUUACUACCUUGGCGACCUUAAGCCAAACUGUACUGUUUACGAGCACAGACCGACCACUACUCCUCUAUCCAGAAGAUCUGACAACUAGGAAGGUUAGUUCUCAAGAAGCAGCAGCCACACACACAAUCUACAUCAAAGAUUCAACCGAGGUGAACUCAAGCCUGACUCGUUCCACAGGAUCGCCCACUACUCCUAUGACUUUAAGUAUCACCAGUGGAAUGCCAACAAACUACUCCAAAAUGCCUCAAAGCACAACUGCUACCUUAAGGAAAGAGGAAUCCACUACAAAUAUUUUGAAUACUCAUGUGCCCUCCAAAGCAAGUAUCUGUGAGAUAUAUUUGUUUUAUGUUGUAAUGCUUAAUGCAAUGUUUAUUGGCUAA
This is a messenger RNA of Gymnogyps californianus (California condor), 1314 nucleotides long. It is a transcript of the gene OMG, whose product is annotated as oligodendrocyte myelin glycoprotein. The transcript has a single exon. Gene Ontology annotation, biological process: neuron projection regeneration. NCBI's taxonomy places the organism in Eukaryota, Metazoa, Chordata, Aves, Accipitriformes, Cathartidae. Gene Ontology annotation, molecular function: protein binding. The record is from RefSeq and is a predicted model, not a curated record. Bases 1 to 1314 code for a protein of 437 amino acids.